UAGAGAAAAUAAUUUACAUUUUGUCGUCUAUUUUGAACUCAUAUGAAAACUACCUACUUUUUAUUCGCCGCGAUUCAAGCCGGAAGACCACGAUAUUCGGAUUGGGCAUGUAUUAUUGGCGAACUUUCGCCAAUAAUAACAUCUGAUUCAUAAGCAGUAUAAAAAACUGCAUCGAACGGUAUGAAACGAAAAAAAAUUAUCAAAAAGUUUUAUUCGUGGCUUCCCUCAGUCGACUUUUCAGCUAAAAUUUUUUUCCUAUGAGAGAUAAUUUUUGGUCAAGUUAUGUCCAAUAAUAAUCUCGUAUUACAUGAGAGCCAUCAAAACCACCUUUAGGACAAAAGUUUUCUAUAAUUUUUUUGUGUCGAAAGAGACAAAUCCUACUCCUUUCUCAGUUUUGAAUCCCAUCCAACAUUAUGUAUUGAAAUCUAUACGAAUAUGACAAGAAACGUAUUCGCGCCUGUACGAUUUCAUUUCAUACGCGCCUUCGAAUAAUAACAGCAACAAUGUUCAUCAUCUAUUCAUUCAUUUUUGCCUUUUUUUAUUCUUUCAAGUGACUUGUCUGUUUUCCUAUUGUGUAUUCUUUUUAUUUGUUAAUCGCCUUUCAUUUUCUAACUAAUAUCAUGUUGAACGGUUCUUUAAGAUUAAUUUCUGUUAAUAUUCUCAUUACUGUUGUUGGUGUUCUGUCAUUCAAUGCUCAUAUUGUCCAUGGACUACCACCAUAUACUGAGCGUGGUUUCUCGCGUUUACAAGAUCAGAAUGGAAACCAUUGUGGACACGACGUUGCUACAACACAACCAGUCCAUGGAGCACAACUAUGCGACCAGGAAAGUCAAUGUGACUUAGGAACAGGUCAUUUAAUUACUCCAGAGUAUAUACGAAAUGAUCCACGUUAUGCAGGUGGCCAUCACAUGCCAUCACAACGAAGAAAAUGA
Molecule: messenger RNA, 932 nt
Organism: Didymodactylos carnosus
Lineage: Eukaryota; Metazoa; Rotifera; Eurotatoria; Philodinida; Philodinidae
Source: the annotation of a GenBank genome assembly